Messenger RNA from Trichobilharzia regenti, 876 nucleotides. The record is from the annotation of a GenBank genome assembly. Lineage: Eukaryota; Metazoa; Platyhelminthes; Trematoda; Strigeidida; Schistosomatidae.
AUGACCUACUUUCUCUUUUAUAAAAAUAAAAACAAAACCUGUUUAUGCUAUAGAACAUUCCGAUCUAUCUUGAAAGUGAUUGGUAACAAUCUAGACAAGUACACUGGAUAUCCAAGAACUAUAGGUGAAUGUGGUGGCAAAAAUUAUCACUUUCUUCAUCCAUCUGCUAAUUUAGAAGAAGCUGCUGUAGGCACUAUUCGUAGUUCAUUUGAAUACUCUGGACAAAAGUGUAGUGCAUGCAGUCGUCUCUAUGUACCAGAGAGUUUGUGGGGAAAAUUUAAAGGCCUACUUCUCAGUCACUAUAAACAAUUAAAAGUUGGGUCGCCGCUUGAUUCAGAUACAUUCACUUCGGCUGUUAUAGAUCAAAAUGCAUUCAAAAAAAUUUCUAGUUACCUACAAUAUGCAUCAAGUUGUGCAGAUAUUGAAGUUAUUGCUGGCGGUCAUGGGAAUGAUAAAGUCGGCUAUUUUAUUGAACCGACAAUAUUAAAAACGAAGAAUCCAACGGAUAAAUUAAUGAAGGAUGAUAUUUUCGGACCAAUUGUAUGUGCAUACGUGUAUCGUGACAAUGAAGUCGAUAAAACAUUAGACUUGGUCAACACAACCACAGAGUAUGCAUUGACUGGUGCUAUUUUUGCUCAAGAUGAAGCGUUCAUUAAGUCUGCAACUGAUCGUCUUAUUGAUACAACUGGUAACUUUUAUGUAAAUGUUCAAUCGACUGGAUCUGUAGUUGGUCAACAACCAUUUGGAGGCGCUAGAUUAUCAGGUACAAAUGAUAAAGCUGGAGGACCUCAAUAUGCACUACGUUUUACAUCUCCACUUUCGAUUAAAAGACAAUUGAAGCCUAUACCAUCAUGGAAACAAGCUCAUAUGAAGUAA